AAAUAAUUACAACAACUUGCAUUCCAGACUGCUAGGUGGGGUUCUGAUGAAACGAAAACGAAAAUGACAGAGCAUUUAAGUGGCAGCUGAGGAGGCUGAGUUUCUAAAGAAGCUGCGGGGUUUGGACAGAGAGGACCAGAUGAUGAAAUCAAACCAACCUACCUCCUCGGUCAAGUGGAUUUCAGUCUAGUUUUAUCAACUACCACAUGCAAGACCAUGGACAGACUGACUUUAACAACAGGCAGAAGAGGACCUAAUAAUGAUAUUGAUACUGGACAAAAUGCAGAUGGCCUUGGAGGAAGAGGGAGAAGACAAGGAAGUGCACAGGGAGACAGGGCGCAAGAACGAGGGGGAAGAAGAAGAGCACAGAGUCGUGGGAGUGGUGAAGGGGAGGAAACAGAUAGAGGAGGCAAAGGCAUGCGUGGCAGAGGAAGACGAGGAAGAGCAGAGGCAGGAAGAGGAGGACAAAGAGGUGCAGGAAUAGGAGGCAGGUUGGAGACAGGUGAGGGAGGACGAGGGAGAGGAAGAGGAGGAGGAGCAGCUGCAGGGAGAUGGGGGGAAGGAGAUGCACAAAGAGGAGAUAGACAUAGGGGGGGAGGAGGGGAGAAUGAAGGGGAAGCUGCUGUGAGAAUGAGAACACAGGGAGGAAGAAAUAGAGAGCCAAGUGCAGCUGAGGGAGAAGGAGCAAGACUAUGGAUGGCAGAAAUGGGGGUGAGGAAAGGAGGACAUAGUGUGGACAGAAGAGAAGGAAGGAGGGGUGACAGACGAGACUUUGCAAGGGAAGGGCAACAGGGGAAUGGAAGGAGAUCUGAUUCUGUAGGCACAGGUAGGGCACCACAGGGCAGAGGACUGGGCUAUAACAAACUGGAAGAACUGGCUGAGAAAGACCCGCCUGUGGUGGCCAUUACCCUCUCCUCAAACCCUGCCCUACAGACGAUCCUAGGGGAGACAAAAAUGAGGCAGGAUCUUAUCGAACUCCUCGGCCUAGUGCUGAGCAAAGCCUUCAAGUCACGGGCCGACAGAGGCACCCUGCAGCACCUGGGGGGCAUCAUAAAAGAUUCAGGGUUCUUCUGCACCAUCCUGCCCCACUAUCUGGUGGGAAUGGUGUCAGAGUUCAAUGCUGUCCGCAGAGCACAGUACCCACAGCACCUGGAAAACAUCCUGGUUAUAGUGUCGGAGGUGCUUAGCAUCUUCCCUGUGAGCUCCAUCAAGACAGUGAGUAUGUUACUGACCCUGCUCCAAGCCUCUAUCAACAGCCUGAGGGCAUCGGGUGAGGAAAUCAAGCCUCAAACAGAAGAAACCAUAGAUAAUCUUCAGGGCAUCAUCAGGCACCUCCAGGAGAGAUCAAGGGAAGGUACCCUGCGCUCAGACAGGGAUACGUAUGCACUCCUUCCCACCGGUGGUGAAAACCCAGGUGAAGAAGAGGAGCAGAAUUUCAGAUCCAUACCAAUCUACCCAACUAUUGAGGAGUUUCAGCAGGACCACAAGCCGUUCCUUAGACCCAACCUCACCUCCCAGCGCUACACAAACACUUACAUGUACCUUGAUACACAUUUCCGGCUGCUCAGAGAGGACUUUGUUCGACCACUCCGUGAGGGGAUCCAUCAGCUGCUCCAGAAUCAAAUGGACAUGGGGAGGACCGAUAGGCCACUGAGGACAAAGCGCUUUGAUGACAUCAGAGUUUAUUUUGAUACACAACUGAUGGUGCCCAAAUGUACAAAGACUGGCAUUGGAUACAUAGUCCAGUUUGACAUUCAGCCACUUCAGUUUGUAUGCUGGGCGAACUCCAAGCGGCUAAUCUUUGGUUCCCUGGUCUGCUUGUCGUGUGAUAAUUUUGAGAACUUCUUGUUUGCAACUGUAUCAGAUCGAGAUCCCAAAGCCCUGGAGAAAGGACAGGUCCAGAUCACCUUUACAGAGGAAAGCAGAUUCAAGUUGGCCAGAAUUGAGAAAGAUCAGUUGUUCGUGAUGGUUGAGACAACUGCCUACUUUGAAGCCUAUCGGUACGUUCUAGAGGGUCUACAGGAGCAGAGGGAGGAUGACAUGCCCUUUCAGAGGUAUAUUGUGGAGUGCAGCACAGACGUCCGACCACCAACUUAUCUGUACAGAAAAGACACUUAUGACCUGUCAUCCGUUGCUGACCCUGACUACAAGGACAGCAUGCUGCCCUUUCACAGCCUGAAAGCAGAGGCUUGGCCAAGAAUGGAAGAACUGGGGCUGGAUGAGUCUCAGAUGAGAGCCUUCCAGCUGGCCCUUACAAAGGAGCUGGCCAUCAUACAGGGACCUCCUGGAACUGGAAAAACCUACGUUGGCCUAAAGAUUGCUCAGGCUCUGUUGACCAAUCAGCAUCUCUGGAGAGAUGAAUUAGGCACAGCUCCCAUGCUAGUUGUAUGUUACACUAACCAUGCCCUGGAUCAGUUCCUUGAGGGUAUUCAUAAAUUUCUGCCAGAGGGCAUAGUGAGAAUAGGAGGUCGCAGCAACAGUGAGAUCCUGAAGAAGUUCAAUCUAAGGGAGCUGACCCAAUCACACAACUUCCGACGUAAGCUGCCGCCUCACCUACGUACUGCAUAUAAUGAGAUUUACAAGCAGCUGUGUCAGGAGGAGAGGGAGAUCCAGCAACAGAGUGUAAAGCUGGAGUGUUCUCUGAAAGGUGUAAUGCGUGAAACCUUCUUACAGAAGUUCAUUUCACACAGACACUGGGACAGUCUGCAUCAAUGCCCUGCACAGGAUGAAUUUGAGACCUGGAGUGAGAAGAAGUCCAGUCUGAUGAUGGAGUGGUUGGGUUUGGGUUCCACUGUCUUCCUGCAGAGGGAGACAGAGAAUGCAAAUGGAAAUGAAGCAACAGAGGGAGCAAUGGAGGUGGAAGAAGAAGACCUCAUUGAAAUCGCAGAGGAGGCAGAUCUGAUCCAGGCAGAAAGGAUUAUUGAAGACAACUUUGAUCCCAGAGGUGGUAGCGAUGGCAGGAAGAAGGAAGACAUGGAGGAGGCUGUCAGAGCAGUGGAAGAACUGAUGCUGGCUAUGAACUUGGAUAAAGCUGAAAUACAGGUUGAACAGAGAGAGAAAGAAUGGGAGAUACAACAGGCCCAAAGGAAAAAGAUGAAGAAGAAAAUCAGGAGAGAGCUAGGGAAGACGUCAACUAUGACUGAAGAAGAGGAAGAUUACAUCUUGGAUGUGUGGACUAUUAGUCUGCAAGACAGAUGGAGGCUUUAUCGGUUGUGGGUGUCGCGCUACAGGGUGGAGCUUCGCACCAAAGCUCUCACUUCUGAACAGGAGUAUCAGAAUGCAGUGGACAGACUGGCUGAUGUGAAACGACACGAGAACCUCUGUCUGCUUAAGGAAGCCACGGUUAUUGGCAUGACAACAACAGGAGCGGCCAAGUUCCGUACAACACUGCAGCAAGUGCGUCCACGCCUGGUGAUUGUAGAAGAGGCUGCAGAGGUUCUUGAGGCUCACACCAUCACCACACUGAGCCAAGCAUGUGAACACCUCAUCCUCAUCGGAGACCACCAGCAGCUGCGCCCCAGUGCCACAGUGUACGAACUUGCUAAGAACUUCAGCCUGGAGAUGUCCAUGUUUGAGAGGCUGGUGAAGAUGGGCCUGCCCUUUGUCAGACUCAACUACCAGCAUCGCAUGAGGCCAGAAAUUGCCCGUCUUCUGACCCCACACAUCUACUCAGAGCUCGAAAACCAUCCCUCUGUGCUGGACUACGAAAACAUCAAGGGUCUUAACACCAACUUAUUCUUUGUGGAGCAUAACCACCCAGAGGAAGAGAUCAAAGAUGGAAGAAGCCAUCAGAACCGUCAUGAGGCAGAAUUUGUUGUUGCUCUUUGCCGUUAUCUUCUCUUCCAGGAAUACAGACUAGAGCAAAUUACCAUUCUUACGACAUACACCGGCCAACUUCACUGUUUCCGCAAACUCAUGCCUGUGAAAGAGUUUUCAGGCGUCAAAGUGCAUGUAGUAGACAAGUACCAAGGAGAAGAGAAUGACAUUGUUUUGUUGUCUUUGGUCCGUAGCAACCCGCAGGGAAAAGUUGGCUUUUUAAACAUUCCCAACCGUGUCUGUGUAGCCUUGUCACGUGCCAAGAAAGCUCUAUAUUGUAUUGGCAACAGUGGGAUGCUCAGCCAAGUUAAACUGUGGAGCAACAUCUUCCACACCUUGAGGGAAAACAACCAGGUUGGGAAGGCUCUGACCCUCUGCUGUCAGAAUCAUCCAGAACGACAGGUCAAAGCAUCUAGUGUUGAGGAUUUCAAGCAAGCACCCGAGGGAGGCUGCACCCAGCCUUGUGAGUUCCGUUUAGCGUGUGGCCAUGUCUGCCCAAGAGUCUGUCACCCGUAUGACCCAGAGCACAAGGAGUACAAGUGUGUCAAGAAGUGCCAGAAGAUUUUAUGUGAUCAGGGACACAGGUGCACACUUCUGUGCUAUCAAGCAUGUCCAGAGCAAUGUUCAGUGAAGGUUGAAAAGAUCAUACCCCAGUGUCAACACACACAAAUGGUUCCAUGCCACCAGGAUCCAGAAACAUUUGUAUGCCAGGAACCCUGCCAGAAGUUGCUACCUUGUGGACAUCCGUGUGAUUUAGUCUGUGGGGAACCAUGCAACAGUAGGUGCAAGGUGAAGGUCACCUUAAAGCUUAAGUGUGGACACAGCCAGCAAGAUGCUUGCUUUUACAAAACACAGAUAGAGCAGCCUGAAUGUAGGACCCCGUGUAAGCAUCAGCUAAAAUGCGGUCAUGCCUGUCGUGGCACCUGUGGCAAAUGUUAUCAGGGACGCUUCCACUUCCCCUGUUCUCACCAAUGCGAGCGUCUCCUCAUUUGUUCUCACAAGUGCAGUAAGCCUUGCACUAAAAACUGCCCCCCCUGUCAGAGACCUUGUGAGAACUGCUGUGUCCAUAGCAAAUGUAUGAAUCAGUGCGGGCAGCCUUGUGCUCGUUGCAUUGAGCCCUGUGCCUGGAACUGCCCUCACCAGAGCUGCAGUAAGCUUUGCCAUGAGCCAUGCGAUCGUCUGCCAUGCACGCAACCCUGUGCCAAGAUCCUGAAGUGUGGGCACCCAUGCAUAGGCCUAUGUGGAGACAAAUGUCCCAGCAAAUGUCGCAUCUGUGAUUAUGAUGAGGUCACUGAGAUCUUCUUUGGCACUGAAGAUGAGCCUGAGGCUCGCUUCAUUCAGUUGGAGGACUGUGGACACAUAAUUGAAUACACAGGCAUGGAUACAUAUAUGGGGAUGGAUGACAACAACCAAGCAAAUGAAGGAGAGCAAGUGGCCAUAAAGCUAAAGGAGUGUCCCAAGUGCCGAACUCCAAUCCGUAAAAAUCUACGCUAUGGAUCUCACAUCAAUCGCAGUCUGGCUGAGAUAGAGAAGGUAAAGGAGAAGAUAAAUGGUCUGCAGCCAGAUAUUGAAGAGCGCAGAAAGGUCCUUCAAAAACAGUGGAGGGAAAACCUUUCCAUCCAUGAAAUGCAUCAGCAAGAGGAUUAUAUGCAUAUAAAGGUCAGAUUGGGAAUACCCUACCUCACAGCACAUGAUCUGUGGGUCCUAGAAAACAAGAUGGAUUACCUAAUAAGAGUUGCAAAACUACUUAAGAUCGAACAGGAAAACAUGUCAUUCAUGCAUGGCUACAGGUUUAGGAAGAACGUUGCAGAGUUUGUGUGUUGGCUUAAAACCUACCACCAAAACUUCACAGACCAACAGGUUUUUGAUUUGCAGAGAGAGCUAGGCAGACUCACCCUCUUGGCUGAACUCAACGCCCGCUGCAAUUUAGCAGGCAGGAGAGGACAAACCGACAAAAUUCAAUCUGAGGCACAACAAAUGAGAGAUGUGUUGGAAAUGCCUGGCCAAUUCACUGAGCAAGAUCAACGCAGAGUCAAAGAAGCCAUGGAGGAACUGGACAAGAAGCUUCCACUCAAAGGCUUGGGGAUCAGUGAAGAGGAGAGAAAGAUGAUCGUCUCAACCAUGAAUAUGCCACCUGGACACUGGUACAAAUGUCCUAAUGGCCAUGUCUAUCUUAUCACAGAGUGUGGAGGGGCUAUGGAAAGCCGACGUUGCCCUGAUUGUAAUGCUACUAUUGGUGGGGAAAGGCACAGACUUGAUAGUAGCAACCGAGUUGCCUCAGAGAUGGAUGGGGCACAGCACCCUGCUUGGUCAGAAGCAUAUAACCAUCCGAACAUUGGUCGCUUUAACUUGUAAAAGCCAAGCCUUAUGGAAGUAUGUUGCCUGCACAGCCUUGAGUGACAACAGGUUAUGAUUUUGAUGAGGAGGAGGAAAGGCCUUUGCAAAAUUCAGGAUACCUUUUUUAAAGUACUUGUGCGUUUCACUUUGCAGCAUUCAAGGCACAUCAGAGGUAGAUAGUAGGCUAUAUAUAGAUCAUAUGCUUUGUACAUGAAAUACACUUCUUAAACCUUUUGUUGAAAAUGCAGACUUUAGUAGUAAUAGCAAUUACCUGUGUUACUGUAUUACCAUCAAAUAUCCCUUUGCUUGUGAAUGUAUGUAACCUAGUAUUAAGGUGUACUUCAUGGAAUUUUUGUUCUGUUAUAUACAUUAUGGGUAGUGAUUUUGUUUUACCAAUUCUUAGAAAAAGGCUUAGAAUAAGUGAUGGAUGGAAGCUUUUAAAGUUACUCGGCUGACGACUGUAAUCCUUUUGAUCUGUUCAGGUCUUGUAGAGUUGUUGUCCUGUACCUCAACAAUAGGUGGCAGCCAAACACUGUAAAAUAACAUACAGAUAUCAUUUAGUAGUUAUUAUGCUUGCAGCAUGUUCCUACAAGAAUAAAAAUAUCUGGAACUACAAA
Amphiprion ocellaris (clown anemonefish) is the source of this 6770-nucleotide messenger RNA. It is a transcript of the gene znfx1, whose product is annotated as zinc finger, NFX1-type containing 1. Gene Ontology annotation, molecular function: helicase activity; zinc ion binding. The record is from RefSeq and is a predicted model, not a curated record. The coding region runs from base 217 to 6171 and encodes 1984 amino acids. The transcript has 19 exons. Gene Ontology annotation, biological process: regulatory ncRNA-mediated heterochromatin formation. Gene Ontology annotation, cellular component: nucleus; nuclear RNA-directed RNA polymerase complex. Lineage: Eukaryota; Metazoa; Chordata; Actinopteri; Pomacentridae.